AUGAGUAAAAUUGGUCCAUUGGGAAAUGAAGGAUACAGAGAUUGGCAUAAUAUGGGCUGGGGCCUUAAAAAUCAUGAAGUAAGUAAGGAGCAUAUAGAUUGCAUGACUAGUUGGAUUGAAUUAGAAACAAGACUGAGUAAAAAUAAGACAAUUGAUCAAAGUGUGCAGAUUGAAAUCAAUAAAGAAAGAGAACACUGGAAACAAGUGUUGAAGAGGAUAAUAGCUGUUGUGCAAAGAUUGGCAAAAAAUAACUUGGCAUUUCGAGGAGAUUGUGAGAAGCUUUAUGUGGAAAACAAUGGUCUUUUUUUGCAAAUGAUUGAAAUGAUUGCUGAAUUUGAUCCGAUUAUGAAAGAGCACAUUCGACGUAUUCAAGCACAUGAGACUCAUUAUACAUAUUUGGGCCCCAAAAUUCAAAAUGAAUUGAUACAAAUGUUGGCAAAUGAGGUAAAAAGUUCAAUUCUUAGAAAAGUUAAACAAGUAAAAUAUUUUUUGGUCAUAUUAGAUUGUAUGCCAGAUGCUAGUCAUGAGGAGCAAAUGUCUCUUGUAAUACGAUGUGUGGAUUAUUCAGCAAACUCUGUAAUGGUAGAAGAAUAUUGGGUAGAAUUUUUGAAGGUUGAUGAUACAUCAGGGCUUGGACUUUUUACUGAGCUUAAAAAUAUGUUGACCAAUCUUGAGCUGGACAUUGAUGAUAUAAGAGAUACUAGUGAAGAUCCUAAAACAAAGAGCGAAGCUGAGUCCUUAGCAACACAUGAACUUCAGAAUUUUGAGUUCUUGCUUGGCAUGGUAAUUUGGUACAAGUUGUUGCAUGCAAUCAACACUGUAAGUAAAUUCCUUCAAGCUGAAAAUAUGGAUAUUGAUGUUGCUAUCAGUCUUUUAGAAGGACUUCUUUUGUUUCUUGAUGACUAUAGAGAAUCUGGGUUUGAUAAGGCCAUGGUUGAAGCGAAACAAAUAGCAAAUGAAAUGGGAGUUAAAGCUGUAUUUCGAGAAAAACACAUGAUUCGAAGAAAGAAACAAUUUGAUGAGGAUGGCAGUGAUGAGAUAACACAAUCAGCAGAAGAUUCUUUUAGAGUAAAUUAUUUCCUCUUCAUAAUUGAUCGAGCUCGUUCUUCAUUUCAAACUAGAUUUGAACAAUUUAAAAAAUAUGGUUGCAUCUGCAGAAAGAAGUUUUUCCAAGUUGAAAUUGAUCAAGAUUUAUCUUCGCUCAACUAUGUCACAAGACAGAUUGAAUGGAUUGGCCAUGUUGUCUAUUGA
Diospyros lotus (date-plum) is the source of this 1251-nucleotide messenger RNA. RefSeq lists its product as uncharacterized. NCBI's taxonomy places the organism in Eukaryota, Viridiplantae, Streptophyta, Magnoliopsida, Ericales, Ebenaceae. The record is from RefSeq and is a predicted model, not a curated record. The transcript is spliced from 3 exons. Bases 1 to 1251 code for a protein of 416 amino acids.